This is a messenger RNA of Etheostoma spectabile (orangethroat darter), 1930 nucleotides long. Its product is annotated as ninjurin-2. Lineage: Eukaryota; Metazoa; Chordata; Actinopteri; Perciformes; Percidae. Gene Ontology annotation, cellular component: membrane. The coding region runs from base 160 to 660 and encodes 166 amino acids. Gene Ontology annotation, biological process: tissue regeneration; cell adhesion. The record is from RefSeq and is a predicted model, not a curated record. The transcript has 4 exons.
UCUAAAAAGUUAAACUGAAGAGAAUGACACAUAGUGGGAGGGAUCUUUCUAAAGUCCCUGCACCGAAGGAGUUUCCUGACUUGUUGGGCCUGACUUCCUCAACGUUCUCUGGAGCCAUACAACAGUGAGCUCUGAGACUAUACUAUCAAAGAGGGAAGAAUGGCGCACAGACUGAGUGGAGAGGACAUACCUCUGGAUAAACUGGGCCACUUGGAGGCCCAGACCGCCCCCUCUCGAAACAGCCCCCUGAACCUGAAUCACUACGCCACGAAGAAGAGCGCGGCUCAGAGCAUGCUGGACGUCGCCCUGCUGAUGGCCAACUCGGCUCAGCUGAAGACCGUUCUCUAUGUGGGGCCUCGUUUCCAGUUCUACAUCCCCCUCCUCGUCCUGCUGUCUCUGUCCAUCGCUCUGCAGGUCUUGGUGGGGCUGCUGCUCGUCUUCAUUGUGAAGUGUGAUCUGAACGACGAGAGUAAACACGUCAAGUUGAACCGGAUGAACAACGUAGCGACAGUGCUCGUCUUCUUCACCGUCCUCAUCAACGUCUUCAUCACAGCGCUGGGGCAUGAGGACAAUGCGGGCAGGUCAUCAGGGUCUCCAGUGAUGUCAGAGCCUCCGCUUUCCCUUCUGCCAACUGACCCGAACAUGGCUGUUGGCAUUUAGACCGUCAAAAUAAGAGUCUUUGUUCACGUUUUAUCUCAAAGCCUUGAAAUCUAAAGGCUUAUGGCGGGACUGCAGCCUUUUCCUAACGUCUGUAUUGGCUCCUUGCAGUGUAGGAGAACGAGUCCUGGACUCGGACUCAAGUCUCUAUUCUCUGGACUCGUGACUCGGUUUGGACUCGUACACCUAUGACUUAGACUUAAGGAUUUAAGAAAUUGGGCUUGAGCAUUCAUGAAAUCAGAAGUUAAAGGAAGUUUCCGACAACUUUUAUGUGUAAUAGACAGUGACGGAGUACUUGAGCUACAGGGGCGGUGCCAGGCGUCGUAAACCUUCAAGGCCCAAAUGGGGGGGUGGGCUGCUGCAUAUAGCUGCAUUUAUAGCAGCUACAUGCACUAUUCUUCAAGCCAUUUGAUAAAAUAAUGCCUACAAAUCUGCACAUCAUUUAGGAAAAACAAGAUAGAUGCCAAGGGAAAGAAUGACCCUGUAGAGCCGACAUCCUGUUUUAUAGCUAACUCUUCAUCAUUCUGAAACCAGAACACAACACAUGGUAAGGAUUUUUGACUCCUGGUCUGAUGUUACUAAUUUUGAAUUACAUAACAUAAAUUGGAAUUUGGUAUUAACAGCAUUUACUAGAGUUUACAGAAUUAAUGUCAAUAUUUCCCCAGUAACAGAACCUUUGCUCUGCUGGUUUGACAGAAAAAUAAAUGACAGAAAGUUGAAGUUAUUUUAAAACCCUGUAAGAUUGGCGACUUUUCAGAAAGAAUUUGGGGCUGGAGCCCAAGAAGCCGCCCCCUUGCUUUGCAUUUGUAUUGUAUUUUUGUUUUUUGCCAAAGUAUGUUAAGCUUCUAUGUUGUAAAUAUAACAGAGCUUCUCUUCAAAUGUCAGGAAUUGGGGAAAUUAAGCUUAAGUUUUGUAUCAAAAUGAAUCAAUUCAUAAUUUGACAGUGUUUGUUAAUAUUUAGCUCUCAUUUUCACAUUAUUAACAUUUUUUUUGCAUCUCCACUGUAUUGUUUUAAAGAAAACACUCAAAAGAGCUGGGGACCUUUUUACAUUUAUUUAAAAAAAAAAAAUCAACACAUUUAGACAACUGCCUUUGGUUUUAGACGUGAUAUGAAAGACAGCCUCAGUUCAUAAAUCAGCUGUCAUGUAAUCAACAUGUAAUUGCCACAAAUAACAACAAAUCACAUUGGCUAGAAAACAGCUGCAUAAAAAAAAACAAAAAAAAAACAGAUACACUAAAUAUCUAUGUUUUAGAUGGAAAACAAAGUGCAACA